GUCAUCCAUCCUGCUUGAAGUUCUCCCCAGAAUUAACCGUUCGGGUGAAGGCCUUACGAUGGCAGUGCAUUGAGUGCAAAACCUGCAGUUCCUGUCGAGACCAGGGCAAAAAUGCUGAUAAUAUGCUCUUUUGUGACUCGUGUGAUCGGGGCUUUCAUAUGGAGUGUUGUGAUCCUCCUUUGACCAGGAUGCCAAAAGGCAUGUGGAUAUGUCAAAUAUGUCGACCACGUAAAAAAGGAAGAAAACUACUCCAAAAGAAGGCAGCACAGAUUAAGCGGCGUUAUGCCAACCCUAUAGGACGUCCCAAAAACAGAUUAAAGAACCAAAAUGCAACAUCGAAAGCUCCCUUCAGCAAAGUUCAGACGGGACCCGGUCGGGGUCGCAAGCGUAAGACCCCCUUAUCCAGUCAGUCGACUUGCUCAUUGGAUGGGGGUUACUUGGAGCAAGUCGACGGUCUGGAAUUCUGUGGGGAUGCCAGCAUCACCUUGAAAUUCAACAAGAAAACCAAAGGGCUUAUCGAUGGCCUUACCAAAUUCUUCACACCAUCCCCCGAUGGGCGUAAAGCCCGAGGAGAAGUCGUGGACUACUCUCAGCAAUAUAGGAUCAGGAGAAAGGACAAUAGGAAAUCAAGCACUUCAGAUUGGCCCACAGACAAUCAGGAUGGCUGGGAUGGAAAACAAGAAAAUGAAGAGUGGCUUCUAGGAGGCCCAGAUGUCAUGGCGGAGAAAGAUAUGGAGCUGUUCAGAGACAUUCAGGAGCAAGCACUGCAGGUAAAGUCAAGUCAACUUUCAUCCAAUGUGUUCACAGUCAAAGCAGCUCACUGUUCUACCAAACCUGGUCCUGAGUGCUUUCUCUUUUUUCUCUUAGGUUAUCUCCUAUCCAAACGCGAAGGCCAAGCCGGAUCCCCCGAGAAGCCGCUGUCUGACUUGGGUCGUCUUUCCUACAUGGCAUAUUGGAAAAGUGUCAUCUUGGAGUGCCUUUAUCACCAAAACGACAAGCAGAUCAGCAUCAAGAAGUUAAGCAAACUUACCGGCAUCUGUCCUCAAGACAUCACCUCGACCCUUCAUCACCUGCGCAUGCUUGAUUUCCGUAACGAUCAAUUUGUGAUUGUUCGACGUGAAAAACUUAUCCAAGACCAUAUGGCAAAGCUGAAACUGAACAUCCGGCCUGUAGUCGUGGACCCAGAAUGUCUGCGCUGGACCCCUGUCAUCGUCUCAAACUCAGUGGUUUCUGAGGAUGAAGAGGAUGAUCCCGAAGAGACAGAAAUCGAGGUCCCACAGCAGUCACGGGAGAGAGACAUUGAGGUGAUAAAGUGCGUCUCCUGGGAGAGGAAAGAACGAGAGUCCUGCUUUCCCUUGGAGAGUGAAAAAAAGCCAGAGAUACUCCCGGUCAAUGCCCUGCGAUCUGGCAAGCAGAGUCUUCCCCUAAGUGGUCUUCCCGCCAACAGCCACACGCCGCGCAGGGGCCGGUGGAGCCGCAAGAACAAGAAGCUGCGGGAAUCCUUCGCCGAGAAGGACCCAAAGCUGACCUUGGAGGAGAAGUCGGCCAUGGCCAGGGGCGGCCGAUGCGGCGAGUGCCAGGAAAAGGCAGCCGCAGCGGCAGCAGCGGUGGCAGCCUCUCGAGGGAGAUUUGCCGAGAACGAAGAGAAGAUGGCGUCCUCCCAGGGGCAGUGCGGCAAAUGCGAGGAAAAGACCCCGACUCCCCGAGGGCACUUUAGUAAAGAGGAAGACAAGCCGGCCUCUUCCCAGGGGCCGUUUGGCAAGGGCGAGAAGCCCUCCGCCGGCCAGAGGCGAUGCAGCGAAGGCAUGGAGGUCUGGAAGGGGCAGUUGAAAGCUCUGGAGCCCCUGAAAAGCCGCGUCUCGGAGCAGUGCGACAGGAUAGCCCGGCGGCACAGCGAAGGGGACCGCACAGCACUCAGGCACUUCAGCGAGAGCAGUGAAGACGAAGACGAGGAGCCCACCAGCCCCUGCUCCAGCUCUCCACCGGUUCUCACCAAGCCAGCGCUGAAGCGGAAGAAGCCCAUUCCCCGGAAGAGGCGAGUCCGUAAGCGGAAAUACCACAACAGCAGCGUAGUUACCGAAACGAUCUCAGAAACAACAGAGGUCCUGGACGAGCCGUUUGAGGACUCUGAUUCCGAGAGGCCCAUGCCUCAGCUGGAGCCCACCUUUGAAAUGGAGGACGAGGAGGAGGAGGAAGAGGAGGAGGAAGAGGAGGAGGAGGAGGAGGAAGAGAGCGAGUUGUUCUCCCGAGGAUAUCUUCGCCGUCUCUCUCCACAGGAUUCUCUUAGGCACAGGUCCUCCUUAAAGAGAGGAAGUCAAGAAGCAGAGGAAUCGGACGAUAUGGCUGAUUCUCCUACUUUGAAGCCUGUUCCUUUGCUGAGAAAAUGCGAGUCGCUGGAUUCUCCGCUCCAGCCUGGCACUUCUACACCCAUGAAAAAGAAGAAAGGGUGGCCCAAGGGCAAGAGCCGUAAGCCCAUCCACUGGAAGAAAAGGCCCGGGCGCAAGCCAGGCUUUCAAUUGAGGAGGGGGAAAGUCCGAGUGCCUCCUUUGGAAGAGACCACCGAGCUCAUGGGAGCCAGUUCCAAAUCGGGGCAUAAGGCAAAAGUACAGGACGAGGAAGAGCUGAUUGAGGAGAAGGAAGAACUUCUGCCCAGUGUUGAAGAAAGGAAAGAUGAUGAUGGGCCUCCGGAAGUCGGGGAUUUAGGAGAAGAGGAAGAUAUUAUGCCUGCUAGGGAAAUGAGGGCAACAUCUCCCGUGGACAGCAGCAACAGUCCAGAAAUGGACUCUAAAGAACCCGAACUGGAGGAAGACGCAGAGAAGCCUCAAGCCCUCGAAGACCAGAGGCUGCCAUCCGAAGAAGAGCAGCAGGAAGCUGAAGAGCCCGAGCACGACCAGGAAGAGGAAGAAGAGGAAGCUGCCACCAUCGCUAACCAGCACGAAGAUCACGACGAUGCCGAUGACGAAGAAGACGACGGUCACCUGGGCUCUGUCAAAAAGGAUGAGCUGGAAGAGCAGGCUGAGAAGGAAGGACUGAAGGAAGAGCCGGAAGUCCAGGAGCCUUUUUUAGAAACAAGCACACAGGAUGAUAGAGAGGAGGACGCCAAAAAUAAGAGCGAAGGAGAGGCCGAUUCUGAGGAGGACCCGGUGUCCCAUGAGACCUCGGUAGGCUCAGACCUGCUUCCUGGCUCAGAAGACGACCAAGAGGAAGAGCAGCAUCCCAAGGAAGGGCUGAUGGAGCUGAAGGAAGACGAGCCCAUCCCUCACAGCGAACUCGACCUCGAAACAGUGCAGGCCGUGCAGUCCUUGACCCAAGAGGAAGAAAACCACGAGCAUGACGUGGCGUACCAGGACUGUGAGGAGACCCUGGCUGCUUGCCAGAACCUGCAGAGCUACACCCAGGCUGAAGACGACCCCCAGAUGCCGAUGGUGGAAGACUGCCAGGCCUCCGAACACAACAGCCCCAUCUCCUCAGUCCAGUCUCACCCCAGCCAGUCAGUGCGCUCCGUCAGCAGCCCCAGUGUGCCUGGUGCGCUGGAGAGCAGCUACACUCAGAUCAGCCCCGAGCAAGGCUCCCUUUCCGCCCCUUCUAUGCAGAACAUGGAGACCAGCCCCAUGAUGGACGUGCCUUCGGUGUCGGACCAUUCCCAGCAGGUGGUGGACAGCGGCUUCAGUGACCUGGGCAGCAUCGAGAGCACCACCGAGAACUACGAGAACCCCAGCAGCUACGACUCCACCAUGGGGGGCAGCAUCUGCGGCAACGCCUCCUCGCAGAGCAGCUGCUCCUACGGGGGGCUCUCCUCCUCCAGCAGCCUCACCCAGAACAGCUGUGUGGUCACCCAGCAAAUGGCUGGCAUGGGCAGCAGCUGCAGCCUCAUGCCCCAAGGCAGCGUCCAGCCGACCGCCAACUGCAAUAUCAAGUCUCCCCAGAACUGCGUGGUGGAGAGGCCCCCAAGUAACCAGCAAGCCACGGCGCAGCCUCCACAGCCCCAGGCCCAGCAGCCCCAGCCACCGCCCCCAGCGCAGCAGCAGCAGCAGCAGCAGCCACCGCCACCCCAGCAGCAGCCGUCUCUGUCGCAGUGUAGCAUGAACAACAGUUUCACUCCGGCGCCGAUGAUCAUGGAAAUCCCGGAAUCCGGCAGCACCGGCAACAUCAGUAUCUACGAGAGGCUCCCCGGGGAUUUCGGGGCCGGCGGUUACUCCCAGCCUUCGGCCACUUUCAGCUUAGCCAAGUUGCAGCAGUUGACCAACACGAUUAUGGACCCACACGCCAUGCCUUACAGCCAUUCUUCUGCUGUGACUUCCUAUGCAACCAGCGUGUCUUUGUCGAACACAGGCCUGGCGCAGCUGGCCCCCUCUCACCCUCUGGCCGGAGCGGCCCAAGCACAAGCCACCAUGACCCCCCCGCCCAACUUGGCCUCCACGACCAUGAACCUUACUUCUCCCCUGCUCCAGUGUAACAUGCCCACCACCAACAUCGGCAUCCCUCACACCCAGCGGCUGCAAGGCCAGAUGCCGGUCAAGGGCCACAUUUCUAUCCGGUCAAAAUCGGCUCCGUUGCCCUCGGCGGCUGCCCACCAGCAGCAGCUCUAUGGCCGCAGCCCUCCAGCCGUGGCCAUGCAGGCCAGUCCCCGGGCGUUGGCUGUUCAGCGGGGCAUGAAUAUGGGGGUGAACCUGAUGCCCACGGCCCCUUACAACGUCAACUCCAUGAAUAUGAACACCUUGAACGCCAUGAACAGCUACCGGAUGCCCCAACCCAUGAUGAACAGCAGUUACCAUAGCAACCCUGCCUACAUGAACCAGACGGCCCAGUAUCCUAUGCAGAUGCAGAUGGGGAUGAUGGGGAGCCAGGCCUACCCCCAGCAGCCUAUGCAGCCCAACCCCCACGGGAACAUGAUGUACACAGGCCCUUCGCACCACAGCUACAUGAACGCUGCCGGGGUCCCCAAGCAAUCACUCAAUGGGCCCUACAUGAGGAGAUGAGCAAGACAAGCCCCCCGAAACUUCUUCUCAAUCAAGGAACCUUUUAUACUGACAAAAAAAGCAGAGACAAUGGAUCCUUUUACUCCCCCAGUUAAAUAUUGCUGUAGAUCUUAGAUAGGGUUUGGUUCCCUUUCGGUUUUAAUUUUAUUUUUUUAAGGGGGCCUGGUCUUUUUUUAAUUUUUCCUUCUUUUUUGUUCUUUGGGAGGGGGGUUGGUUCUCUGGCUUGCGGAUCUUGGAUUAUUUUAAUUUUAGUUUUCCUUCCUUCCACAACCUGGGGAAACUUCACCAUUCAAAUCCAUUUUGGGAACUGGGCUUUGGGAUUUUUUCCUCUCUUUUUUUUCCCGUUCCCGUCGGGGGGAGGAGAGGGAUUGAAAACGUGCACACGAUAUAUUCCCGUCCUUGAAUUUAAAGAGUCCUGACUUUGCCAGAACCACCUGGGCAGAGUCUGUGGUUUCUUUGUUUUUAGGCGCUGGAGUCUUCUUCUCUUCUUGACCCUUGUGCACAGCUCUUCAGAUGGCCCAAUCCUGAGAGGUCAGAUCCUGCCCAUCUUCUGUGCCCUUGGCUUCAUGGCAGGCACUGGGAGUGAUGCACGGAGCCCGAAGCAAAUCUUCGGAACCUCUUGCUAUUUUCUCCAAAUAUAGGAACUCUGAAUAGUUGAUAUUUUGUUUUCUCUC
Messenger RNA from Thamnophis sirtalis, 5653 nucleotides. NCBI's taxonomy places the organism in Eukaryota, Metazoa, Chordata, Lepidosauria, Squamata, Natricidae. The record is from RefSeq and is a predicted model, not a curated record.